AUUGGAUCGUUUCGUUUCUGGUAAAAGGGUCAAGUAAACGCGAUGAUCAGAUCAAUCCAGCUCGUUUUCCUCAUCUUCUGCGCUCUAGUUCGAGCUAAUCCGUUGGUGCACACUUCGGUCACGACCAAUAACAUCACGGAAUCGAAGACUCCGGACAGCUUCAUUGAAUUGCAGGUCCUCGAUAAGCCCCAUCACCUCUUCAUAGGCAAGUGCACGCCAGGUCUGAAGGAGCUGCACAAGGAGAACGUUAUCGUCAACAACGAUGGAAAAAGCCAUGUGACCGCCGAAAUUAAGUUCCAAGUUGAGGGUCCUGUUGAUAUCAGGUGUGUGAGGAUUAUGGACGAGGCACCUGCGAGUCAGGCAUAUCCUCAAUACUUGGACGGAGGUGUCGGGGAGAAUUUUGUAGUGAUCGCGGUGUCGACUGUUUACGGAAAAGGGUUCCACUUCUAUGUGGAGAUACUGGGACAUGACUUGAAGAAAGAAGACUAACUUGUAUUUGUUUGUCUCUAUUUGUUUAUAUUAUAUUACGUUCUUUUAAAAUGUA
Messenger RNA from Nicrophorus vespilloides, 544 nucleotides. RefSeq lists its product as uncharacterized. The coding region runs from base 43 to 489 and encodes 148 amino acids. NCBI's taxonomy places the organism in Eukaryota, Metazoa, Arthropoda, Insecta, Coleoptera, Silphidae. The transcript has 3 exons. The record is from RefSeq and is a predicted model, not a curated record.